AAUCCAGGGCAAAGAAAACUAUUAUCCGCCGUAGAAGCGUUCUAAAAUCUUAUUGGUUACGUUCCCGCGUACGUCAAGAAACCAGGAAGUAAGGUGUUUCUGUGAUGUGGAGAAAAUGCUCGGGGAUCUGUUAAUAUUCGGGACGCUGCUGGUGAAUGCAGGAGCUGUGCUGAAUUUCAAGCUAAAGAGGAAGGAGUCCCAUGGAUUUGCAGAUGAGUCCGGAGCUCCAACAACAGGAGAAAACGUCAGAGAGUUCCUCCUCAGCCUGCGGUACUUCCGGAUCUUCAUCGCUCUCUGGAACGUCUUCAUGAUGUUUUGCAUGAUUCUACUCUUUGGAUCGUGAUCGGCUGAAUUAAACGUUUCAGACAGAUGCUACAAACUUCUCCAUGGCUGGACACUUAGCCCCUUUUGCCCUUUUAAAAUCGCAAUAAUGUUUAAAUUCCCCAAAAUGUUACUGUAUUUCAGGCUCAGUCAGAUAACCUGAAUCAUAUUUAUUUUCUUUCAAACGAUGUAAAUUAAAAAAAAUUUUUUUAGCUUCAGCUGUAAAGUUAUCUGUGUACUUCAGAUUAAAAAUGAACAUAAAAAUUGUCACCAUUAUUAGGAUUGUCACUUCUUGUUUAUAUUUCACAGACAUGACACAUUCCUAGUUUUAUUUAUCAGAUAUUCUGUGAAAAGUAUUAAAUUUAAACAUUUUUCUUUAAAAUCAGCUCAUGUGACUUGUAAGGAAAAAAUGCUGUAUAUACACUAUAUUGUAAAGGUCCUUAUGUUUAAUAAAAAUAACUAUUCCUACUGUUUUCAGAUGUUAUUUGACUUUAAAUGUAUUUAAAAAGUCAAUUGAUCAUUUUGUUGCUUUGGUCUAUAAAGGGAAACAAUAUCCAAAACUUUGUAUAAACCAGAUUUUAGUUAAAUUUGUUUUAACCACAUGCAAAAUAUCACUUGUUUUCUUUCUUUUUUUUAAAUAGAACUGAAAACAAGCAAGAGGGGUAAUAAACUAUGGUUUAUGA
Molecule: messenger RNA, 1004 nt
Organism: Gambusia affinis (western mosquitofish)
Lineage: Eukaryota; Metazoa; Chordata; Actinopteri; Cyprinodontiformes; Poeciliidae
Gene: smim7
Product: small integral membrane protein 7
Exons: 5
Coding region: 116-343 (75 amino acids)
Source: RefSeq, a predicted model, not a curated record